AUGCCCUUACCACUUCAAGAAUUAGAUCCUGAUUUUUAUAUUUCAUUUAAAUAUCCAAUUGAUGAAACAACUAAAAAAGUUAAUUCAACUACUGAUAAAUCAUUAUAUAAAUUAAUUGAAUUAUUAUAUGAAAAAGGAUUUGCAGCAACAAUUAGACCUGGUGAACCAGAUGUUUUAUUAAUUUUUAUCAGAUUAUCACCAUAUAAAUUUAUUGAAGAGGCUGAAAAAGAUUUAAUAAAAAACUAUGAAUUUGGAAUUACUUCUAAAGAUGAUCAAUUGAGUUCAAGAUUCAGAAUUAUAUUUCUGUAUUUAACAUCAAAUGAAAAACUCGGUGGUUGUGGUAUAACACCUCAGGAAAAACCGUGGGAAAACGUCUUAGAUAUUGUUCCAGUCACUACAGCAUUUGAUGAAACUUUUUUAAUUGAAGAAUUGAAAUCAAAUUUUUCAGAUACAGAAUUAUCAACUAAUAAGAUUAAAAAGAUUUAUGGUGUUCAAAUUGCUUUGUAUUUCGAGUUUUUCAAAUAUUACAUAUAUUGGUUACUUGGAUUAUCAGUUUUAGGUUUAGUUCAAUUCUUUAAAAAAUCCAAAAAAUAUUCAUUAACUUAUGCAUUUGUUAAUUUAAUCUGGGGUACUUUUUUUAUAUCAUAUUGGCAUAGAAAAGAACAAUAUCUUGUUAAUUUAUGGGGAGUUCAAAAUUGUCAUUUAAUUCAAGAACAUAAAUCCGAGUUAGCUAGACUUAAUGAAAAAUUCGAAGAAAAAUCAACCUAUGUUCAUCAAAAUAACACAGCUGGUUUUAGAUUUAUCAAGCAAUUAAUUUUUGUUCCAAUCGCUUUAACUUUUGUUGGUGUUUUGGUCAGUUAUCAAUUAGGUUGUUUUUUCAUUGAGAUUUUCUUAACUGAUUUAUAUGAUGGUCCUGGGAAAUCCUUUUUAACUUUAUUACCAACUAUUUUAAUUUCCGUUUUUAUUCCAGUUUUAACUAUCGUUUAUAAUUUAGUUGCUAACAUUGUUAUUAAAUUAGAAAAUCAUGACAAUCAUGCUAGUAAAAAUAAUUCGAUUGUUGUUAAACAAUUUGUUUUAAAUUUUUUGGUUAGUUAUGCACCAUUACUUAUUACUUCAUUUUUAUAUUUACCAUUUGCGCAUUUAGUUGGACCACAUUUAGGAGAUAUUAAAUCAACUAUUUCAACAUAUGUUGGAGAAAAUAGAUUUUACACCAAAUAUUUAACAAAAUUAAAAUCUCAGAAGGAAUUUCAAAUUAAUCAGGGUAGAUUAGAUGCACAAUUUUUUUAUUUUACAGUUACCAAUCAAAUUAUUCAAGCUUUCAUGAAAUAUGCUUUACCAUUAGUUAUUGCAAAAGCUACAAGAUUUUAUCAAUUAAAAAUCCAAAAGAAACCACAAUUACAAACGAAAGAUGAUAAUGCACAUGAAGCUAUUUGGUUACAUAACGUUCGUGCUUCAUUAAGUUUACCUGAAUAUGACGUUGAUGCUGAUAUGAGAAGUUUGGUCAUUCAAUAUGGUUAUUUAAUCAUGUUUGGAUCAGUUUGGCCAUUAGCACCGUUAGCUUCUGUUUUUUUUGAUAUAAUUUUCUUCAAAUUAGAUGAAUUCAAAUUACAAAGUGGUAGAUAUUUCAAACCACCAAUUCCAAAAAGAGUUGAUUCUAUUUAUCCAUGGAAUUGGGCAUUAUUCUUAUUAACUUGGAUUGGUUCAGUUGUUCAACCAGUCGUUACUGCAUUUUAUCGUCAUGGUACUGCUCCACCAAAGACAAUGGGUCAAUUUGCAUUUGAUAAUGCUAGUGUUCAUGUUUCAUCAUCAGUUUAUUUUGUAUUAUUACUUUUAUUUUCAGAGCAUGGAUUCCUUAUUUUGAGUUAUGUCUUGUAUAAAUUAGGUAAUUUAUUCAAAAGUGAAGUUGAAUGGGAGAAUGAUUUUGUUGAUAAUGAUAUGAAAUUAAGACAUGAUCAUUAUUCAAAUAAAGUUAAACCUACGAUAAAAGUUAGAGACAUUCAAGCAUGGAAAGAUUACACACCAGAAUCAACAUUGGAAUUCAGACCACCAGUUGCCGUUCCAACUGAUGACUCCUUAGAUGUUGAAAAAAUACCAUUGAAGAAACAAGGAUUUACUACUUCAUUAGAAUCAUCUGAAACUACUGUUCAUUCACGUUCUGAUCAAGCUAAAUUAAUAGCUGAAAAAGAAAGAUUAUUAAGAGAAAGACAAGCUGAAUUAGCAAGGUUAGAAAAAGAAAGAAAAUUAGGACCUGGCGCUGUAUCUGCUAGUGAAUAUGAUAAUUUAAAAAGAGAUAAAGAAGAAGGAGACUCCAUCAUUGAAUCAAAAUCAGACCCAAAAGGUAGUAAAAAGUACAGUACAAUUGACAAUAAUAAUCACCGUAGUGAUAAUAUUUUAGGCGCUUCAGUAUUACCCCCAGCACCAAAUGAUAAAUCUGCAGAAGUUCAAACUGAUAAAUACACAACCGACACUACACACUCAGCUAAAGCUGCUGCUAUUGCUCCUUCUGCCGCUGGCUUACCCUCAGCAGCCGGUGCACCACCAAAAUCAAGUAAAUCAGAUAAAACAAGUUCAAGUAGUUCUAAAAAGGAUACAUCCUCAAAUUCAAAAUCUGGUGCAGGAGGUGUUGAUGGAACAAAUUCAAAUUCAUCUACCUCUAAUUCAAACUCUUCAAGAAAUAAAGAUCAGGUCAACAUGGUUGAUGAUGAAAAAGAGUACAGGAAAUUACAAAAUGAUUCCGAUAAAGAAUCAAAACACAAGAAAAGUGGAUUGAAGAAAUUAUUUAAUAAAAUUUAA
Lodderomyces jiufengensis is the source of this 2793-nucleotide messenger RNA. It is a transcript of the gene IST2, whose product is annotated as Ist2p. The coding region runs from base 1 to 2793 and encodes 930 amino acids. Gene Ontology annotation, cellular component: cortical endoplasmic reticulum. NCBI's taxonomy places the organism in Eukaryota, Fungi, Ascomycota, Pichiomycetes, Serinales, Debaryomycetaceae. Gene Ontology annotation, molecular function: chloride channel activity. The transcript has a single exon. The record is from RefSeq and is a predicted model, not a curated record. Gene Ontology annotation, biological process: chloride transmembrane transport.